UAUGCUGUACUUCCCAAGAUUCGUUUCCUCCAACCUCUCCACCACUACACUCUCUCCACACUCAAACUUAUAGAGAAAGAGAGACUUAUAUAAAGAGAAACCUUGGUAUAUACCAAUUCAUAGUGCUUCAUUUGAAUUGUUGCCCAUUCAAACUACCCUCAAUACUUCAUCAGUCAGAGAAAUCUGCAUGCAUAGAGAGAGAGAGAAACAAAUACCCAGAUGGGAUUUGAUGGGAAAUAAUUAAACUUGUUGAAAAAUCAAAAAACAUCCAGGUCAGGUGGAUUUGAGUGCAAUCUAAAUCUUAGAGAGAAAAUGGGGUGUUGCUAUUCAAGCUUUGAGAAAGAAGAAAUGGUUUCAAGAUGCAAAGCAAGAAAAAGAUACAUGAAACAGUUAGUAAAAGCAAGACAUUCUUUUUCCAUUUCACAUAUAAUGUACUUAAGAUCCUUAAAAAACACCGGCGCCGCCCUCCUCCAGUUCGCCACCGCUCAAACCACCCUCCACCACCACUCGCCACCACCUCAAACUCCACCACCACAGCCACCACCGUCACCACCACCUCCCAUGAGUCCAACUUCAGAAGCAGAAACAACAUCCACCACAUACACCGCAUCCACCCCACGUCCUCCGCCAUCACCGCCGCUGCGGUCGUCCACGUGGGAUGCAUAUGCAUGGGACCCAUUCAUGCCGCCGCCGCCGACGAGAUCAGACGGAGAAGAAUGGGAAGACAUGUCCACAAACGUUAAUGCCUCAAGCGAAAUGGCGGUGGUGGUGGCGGCGAAAAGUAAGGGUUUGGUGGAGAUUGUUAAAGAACUGGAUGAGUACUUUCUCCGGGCGGCGGAUUCCGGUGGAAAAGUGUCGGAGUUGUUGGAAGUUCCGGUGUGUAGCAUUUCCAGCCAAGGAUCAUCAGGCAAAGUUCAUGGGUACGGGAAGAAUUUGAGCCCAUUGUUCAGUUCAACCACGAAGUUAAAUGUGUUUGUAAAAUUUGGUUGUGAUGACACUAGCGGAGUUGGUGCGGUUGGUGGCGGCAGUAGCCAUUGUUCUACGGUGGAGAGAUUGUACUCAUGGGAGAAGAAGCUAUACCAAGAGGUUAAGAAUGUGGAUAGUUUAAAGAUCGAGCACGCAAAGAGGGCAGAACAAUUGAGGAAAAUGGAGCUUAAGGGAGUCGAUUAUAUGAAGACCGAGAAAGCUAAGAAAGAGGUUGAGAAACUUGAGUCGAAAAUGAUGGUUUCUUCUCAGGCGAUCGAGUCAGCCUCAAACGAAAUAGUCAAACUCCGAGAGGAAGAGCUUUACCCACAGCUUGUUGACCUUGUUAAAGGAUUAAUGGGCAUGUGGAGGAGCUUAUAUGAAAGCCACCAAGUCCAAAUGCACAUAGUCCAACAGCUCAAGUACCUCCACGUCAUCCUGUCAGCGGACCCCACCACUGAAUCCCUCCGCCAAGCGGUUGUCCAACUCGAGGUCGAGGUCCAACAAUGGCACCUAUCCUUCUGCAGCCUAAUACAAAGUCAACGAGACUAUGUCCAAUCUUUGACCGGUUGGCUCCGUCUUAGCCUCUUCCAGUACAUAUCCCAAACCAAACAAGAUCCUGCCAUCUACACCCUUUGUGAAGAAUGGCAGCGCGUGGUCGAUAACGCCCCUGACAAAGUAGCAUCCGAGGGCAUCAAAGCAUUACUAACCGCGGUUCAUGCUAUAGUAGUCCAACAAGCUGAAGAACAAAAGCAGAAGAAAAGGGUGGAAUCGUCUUUUAAGGAGCUUGAGAAGAAAACAGUUGAGCUCCAAGCUCUUGAGCGUGAGUUUGGCCCGUCGAGUAGGAAGGACCCGAUUGGGGACAAAAGGGCCAAAGUGGAGAUGUUGAGGGUAAAGACAGAUGAAGAGAGGGGCAAAUAUGAGAAAUCAAUUGGGGUAACAAGAUCCAUGACUUUAAGUAACUUACAAAUCGGAUUACCGCACGUUUUUCAAGCUGUGACAGGUUUCGCUAACGUGUGGACCCAAGGGUUCGAGUCUGUUUACAACCGUGCGAAGAGGCCUGAGGAGGCGCACGAUGUAAAGCGGCCAAUGCUUUAGAGCGCAUUUAUUUAAAAAAAAUCAUGUUAAGUGAGGCAUGUUCAUGUAACGAAAAGUUAGUUUUGGACUAUUAACAUAGUGAUGUGGAGGAGGGCAUGAUAUAUUUUUGUAAAGAAAAGAUUAUUCACAUUUGAU
This is a messenger RNA of Helianthus annuus (common sunflower), 2196 nucleotides long. Its product is annotated as protein ALTERED PHOSPHATE STARVATION RESPONSE 1. Lineage: Eukaryota; Viridiplantae; Streptophyta; Magnoliopsida; Asterales; Asteraceae. The transcript is spliced from 4 exons. The record is from RefSeq and is a predicted model, not a curated record. Bases 313 to 2061 code for a protein of 582 amino acids.